Messenger RNA from Cucumis sativus (cucumber), 1770 nucleotides. Its product is annotated as inositol-tetrakisphosphate 1-kinase 3. The coding region runs from base 207 to 1250 and encodes 347 amino acids. Gene Ontology annotation, biological process: inositol trisphosphate metabolic process. Gene Ontology annotation, molecular function: ATP binding; inositol-3,4,5,6-tetrakisphosphate 1-kinase activity; inositol-1,3,4-trisphosphate 6-kinase activity. Lineage: Eukaryota; Viridiplantae; Streptophyta; Magnoliopsida; Cucurbitales; Cucurbitaceae. The record is from RefSeq and is a predicted model, not a curated record. Gene Ontology annotation, cellular component: cytoplasm. The transcript has 10 exons.
ACUAAAAACCUGUCUAUAAAUAACCCAUCUCUACUCCGAUUUCUUACCUCCUCCUCCUCCUCUUCUUCUUCUUCUUCUCAUCAACCUUAAUCUAAAUUUCUUCUAUUUUCUACAUCCAUUCGAAUUCCGUUACUUCUCCAAAUUCCUUGCAUUUCCCCCCUUUCUUCUUCGAUUUUUCCGGCUCUGAAUUUCUCCUACUUCUGAUUAUGAGGUUGAUGGAAGAUUUGUCUUACUCUGCCAACGAAGGCACCCCUGAAAUGGACCAAACGGUGUCGCUUCACUCCAGGUUUUCCAAUGCCCAUCAACAACGGAAGGUUGUUGUUGUUGGCUAUGCUCUUACCUCCAAGAAGACCAAGAGUUUCAUGAAGCCUAAGCUUGAAGGAUUAGCUAGGAAUAAGGGUAUAUUGUUUGUUGCAAUUGAUCAAAAUAGACCUUUGUCGGAUCAGGGUCCUUUUGACAUUGUUCUACACAAGUUGUCAGGAAAAGAGUGGCGUCAGAUUCUUGAGGAAUACAGGCAAACACACCCAGAAGUGACUGUCCUAGAUCCUCCAGAUGCGAUACAGCAUUUACACAAUCGCCAGUCUAUGCUUCAAGCAGUUGCUGACAUGGACUUAUCUUUAUCCUAUGGCAAAGUAGGUGUUCCAAAACAAUUAGUCAUAAAGAAAGAUGCAUCAUCCAUUUCUGAUGCGGUGGUGAAUGUCGGGCUGAAACUUCCUCUCGUUGCUAAACCGUUGGUUGCUGAUGGAAGUGAAAAAUCCCAUCAAUUAUCUUUAGCUUAUGAUAAGUACUCCCUCCAAAAGCUUGAGCCUCCUCUUGUUCUCCAGGAGUUUGUUAACCAUGGAGGCGUCAUGUUUAAGGUCUUCAUCGUUGGUGAAGCUAUAAAAGUGGUCAGACGUUUUUCUUUACCAAAUGUCAGCAUGUGGGAGGUAUUGAAAAAUGCUGGCAUUUAUCAUUUCCCAAGAGUUUCUCAUGCUGCGGCAUCUGCUGAUGAUGCUGAUCUAGAUCCUUGUGUUGCUGAACUUCCUCCACGACCUCUCUUAGAGAGACUAGCAAAGGAACUCAGACGUAGACUGGGGCUUCGUUUAUUCAACCUGGAUAUCAUUCGAGAGUAUGGAACUAGAGAUCACUAUUAUGUCAUUGAUAUCAACUACUUCCCUGGAUAUGGGAAAAUGCCGGAAUAUGAGCACAUAUUCACAGACUUCCUGUUGGGUUUGGUGCAAAGCAAGUACAAGAAGAGAACAACUUACUAGAAAAUUCUUUAAUUCUCGUAUGGUCACGUUCAGUACUCUCCAGAUUAUAUUACAGAACUCUAGAAUGAAUAAGCGGCACAAGGGCCACUCAAGCAACUCAUACAAUCUUUUACUUGGCUGAAGGAUAAGGACAGGGACGAGGAAGGGGACAGGGACAGGAGAAGCCUUAGCUAGUAGGUGUUAUGGUAUGAAAUGGAUUGCUUAAAUCUCUGUCCUUCGGCUUCUUAGCCAAUUAUCUAAUGUUAUGGCUCGCUCACAAAGUUGACGAGUUUGCAGUUUGGAAGGUGUAAAUAUGCCUUUUUAACUUUGCAUUAAUUAGCCCAAAUUUGAAACUAAUUCUCUCUGGGGUCCUCUGUUCGCUUUUGUUAGGAGGUUACUAGAAAAUGGCUGUAAAUAUUUCUAAGAUAGAAGGAAUGUGUCAAGGAUCGAAUGUAAAUUUUGAUUUAGAAGAAUCAAUUAACGAAAUGUGUUUUUACAUGGCAAUGGGUAGGUGAGAUCGUUAUAUGAUUGUUGAUCGAAA